Arabis nemorensis is the source of this 666-nucleotide messenger RNA. NCBI's taxonomy places the organism in Eukaryota, Viridiplantae, Streptophyta, Magnoliopsida, Brassicales, Brassicaceae. The record is from the annotation of a GenBank genome assembly.
AUGGAAAUUGAGGAAGAGGAUAGGACGAAAUUAUCUUCAUGGAUUCCUCUUGAUGUGACCAUAGAAAUAUUGUUAAGACUGCCAGGGAAAUACGUGGUGAGGUUUCGUUGCGUGUCGAAACUCUGGUCCUCCAUUACCACAACUCCACACUUCAUAAAGUCUUUCCCUAUAUUCACUCUCAAGAAAGAAGAGGAUAAGCGGGUUUUCUUCUCGCUCCCGCAUCACCAAGAUCCUCAAAGAUGUUUUACUCGUGUAGAAAGUUACGAGAUGAUACUUCCCAAACAAGAUCCCAAGUAUUCUUGGUUGCAAGCUCCCAACUUGGUCAAGGGUAAAGUCUUUAGCUCCAUCCGCGGCUUAAUAUGUUUUGGAGAUCGUGACCAAGUCGUCAUUUGGAAUCCUACAUUGAGACAACAUGUCGUUUUACCCGACUCUGAACUCUCGAGGCCUUUAAUAACUUUUCUUGGAUAUGAUCCAAUCGAAGAUAAAUACAAAGUGUUGUGUAUGUCAGGUAAUGAUGUAGCUCUUGCAACGAGAGAAAAGCCUCGGGUUAUUACAUUGGGAGCUCAAGAAUCAUGGAGAACAACCAAACAUUUCCCUCCUGGUCAUCCUCGGGGGAUAAACAGAUGUGUCUACGGAGGGAAAUGCAUGAAUGGGAUUCUUUAUUAG